UAAAAAUGCGCGCGUUUUCACAUAAGCAGCAUGGGUUUUCUAAAUUUUUGAAUUUUCCUUCCGUUACGUGCUGUCUAUCGCUGCUUUUCGCUCGUGCGCCUGCUUUUGGGGCGAUUCGUCGGUUAGCGGGAAUUAGCGGUUGAGGACGUUAAUCGAGAGAGCAAACAGUCGCGGCCGAAUCGAAUUCAAAUCAAAUGACAAAUCGAUGAGUCAGUAGUUGCAUGCGGUACGCAGCAGGUCUGAGGCAUUGUCCGUGGGCAGCAGAACACAAGACACUGUCGCUCUGUGCUGCAUCCACUACUGAAGAUACGCAAAAAGUUAAUCGUUGCAGGGACCUACCGGGUUAGUAAAAUCGUCCUAAUAUCGGUUGGAGUCGUCCAUAUGGCCAUGUGUACGAGGAGGUCUAAAGUCUGAUGAUGUGUGGUGUCACGCGCUUGUGGAAUACGUUUCCGGUUAAAAGCUCUAUUAAGGUUCAGAAACCACGUCUUAUAAAUAUCAACAAGCCGUUCUAGUUUUCAACUUACAUAUUAGCAGUAUUCAGUAACUUGUUGAUUGUCUUAGGUACUCAGAAUACCGGAGAUACACAUCUGUUAUGAAUCGUAAAUAAUUUUCGUUUUUGCUCUUCGGAAAUCUCGGAAAAAGAAUUUUCGCUUUGAUCGGCCAAUUUAUCUGAAAUGCUAAAACCAAAAAAUCCCUUAAGCGACAGUCGAACGCGUAGGUUCAAAGGCCGUUUUUCUAAAACCAAAUGAGUUGCGACGUGUGCCAAAAAUAUUGGGAAUCUUUCCUGGACACAACUGGAGUACACGAUUCCGUGCUAUGGAUCAUAGGAACCAAUAUUUACGUGUUUUCGGUAGUAGCUAUAGUGGGCAGUUUGUUUCUGUUCAUGGAUAUUACGGGCUACCCUAGGGCGAUGCGGAAAUACAAAAUUCAACCUGGAACCAAUGAACCAUUGACCUGGCCACAAGUGAAAAAGUUAUUAAAGGUAACCGUUCCGAACAUGACAAUAGUCGCAGCUUUUGCUAUAACGGCGUUUCACCUGAUUUCUAUAAAAACUAAUCGUUUGCCGGAUAUGCGCAUACUUCCGAGCCUUGGAACGAUCCUGUACUCCCUGCUGGUGUGCGUGAUUGCUACCGAGUUUGCUUUCUACUACAGCCACCGGCUGUUGCACUGCAAGUACUUGUACAAGAUCAUCCAUAAAAAGCAUCACGAGUGGACAUCACCGGUCGCAUUGGCCGCCGUGUACGCUCACCCGGUGGAGCAUGUCGUAAGCAACAUAGCACCACUUUAUCUGGGACUUUGGAUCACCAAAGCUCAUGUGAUAACCGCCUGGAUUUGGGCUGCCGUGGCUCUGAUGGGAACAUUGCAUGAUCACUCUGGAUAUCAUCUACCGUUCAUGGGAAGCCCUGAAGCGCACGAUUUUCAUCAUCAAAAGUUUAACCAGUGUUAUGGCGUUCUCGGACUGCUAGAUUGGUUGCACGGAACCGACGUAACGUUUCGUCGGUCCAGAUCCUUCAAACGUCACCGACACCUUUAUGGCACCAGUUCUGCUAGGGAACUCUACCCGGACGUUGAUGAAUAGCAAACAUGGCGGUAUCAGGUUGCAGUGCAGGGCAAUAACAUUAUUGAAAUAAAACAAAUCAUGGACAUUUCAGUUGAAA
Molecule: messenger RNA, 1658 nt
Organism: Wyeomyia smithii (pitcher-plant mosquito)
Lineage: Eukaryota; Metazoa; Arthropoda; Insecta; Diptera; Culicidae
Product: fatty acid hydroxylase domain-containing protein 2-like
Exons: 4
Coding region: 746-1579 (277 amino acids)
Biological process (GO): sterol biosynthetic process
Molecular function (GO): C-4 methylsterol oxidase activity; iron ion binding
Source: RefSeq, a predicted model, not a curated record